UGCGCACUUGUGGGCAAAUCCAAAGAGUCGAAAGCAGGUUUAGCUGAGGAAGGACAUUGAAUGACUUUGUCUCCGUGUGUGUUUUAGCGUGACGAAAAGUUGUGUCGAGGACAGUUCUGUAGCGGCACCCGGCGCCAAUGGAGGCUCUCAUACCUGUCAUUAAUAAGCUCCAAGAUGUAUUUAACACAGUCGGCGCGGAUAUCAUUCAGCUGCCCCAGAUAGUUGUCGUUGGAACCCAGAGCAGCGGGAAGAGUUCUGUUUUGGAGAGCCUGGUGGGCAGGGACAUUCUACCGCGUGGUACCGGCGUCGUCACUCGCCGGCCCCUCAUCCUGCAGCUUGUGCACAUCGACGCGGAGGACCGCAGGAAAACCAACGAGGAGAACGCAUCCAGGAAAAAUGGCCGCCUUUACAAAGGCAUCGAUGGAGAGGAAUGGGGUAAAUUCCUACACACCAAAAACAAGAUCUAUGCAGACUUCGAGGACAUCAGGAAAGAAAUCGAAGCGGAGACGGAAAGAAUUACGGGUAACAACAAGGGUAUCAGCGAUGAGCCCAUUCACCUGAAAAUCUUCUCUCCACAUGUUGUGAACCUCACGUUAGUCGACCUUCCCGGCAUCACAAAAGUACCAGUGGGAGACCAACCUAAUGACAUAGAGAUCCAGAUCAGGGAGCUAAUUCUAAAAUACAUCGCCAACCCUAACUCCAUAAUCCUGGCUGUGACUGCUGCCAACACCGACAUGGCAACGUCAGAGGCUCUAAAGGUGGCCCGAGAGGUUGACCCAGAUGGAAGGCGGACCCUCGCCGUGGUGACCAAGCUGGAUCUUAUGGACGCUGGCACAGACGCCAUGGAUGUUCUGAUGGGCAGGGUCAUUCCCGUCAAACUGGGUAUUAUUGGAGUGGUCAACAGGAGUCAGCUGGACAUUAAUCAAAAGAAAUUGGUGGCUGAUUCCAUCCGUGAUGAAUAUGCCUUCCUGCAAAAGAAGUAUCCGUCUCUUGCAAACAGAAAUGGAACCAAAUACCUGGCCAGAACAUUAAACAGGCUGUUGAUGCACCACAUCAGAGACUGUCUUCCCGAGCUGAAGACGAGGAUCAACGUGCUGGCGGCGCAGUACCAGUCUUUGCUGAACGGCUACGGUGAGCCCGUUGAGGACAAGAGCGCCACCUUGCUGCAGCUCAUCACCAAGUUCGCCGCAGAGUACUGCAACACCAUAGAGGGCACGGCCAAGUACAUCGAGACAGCCGAGCUAUGUGGCGGAGCAAGAAUCUGUUACAUUUUCCACGAGACGUUCGGUCGAACUUUAGAGUCUGUGGAUCCUCUGGGUGGCCUGACGACCAUCGACGUGCUGACUGCAAUCAGAAACGCUACGGGCCCGAGGCCCGCCCUGUUCGUGCCCGAGGUUUCGUUUGAGCUGCUGGUGAAGCGGCAGAUCAAACGUCUGGAGGAGCCCAGUCUGCGUUGUGUGGAGUUGGUUCAUGAAGAGAUGCAGCGGAUCAUCCAGCACUGCAGCAAUUACAGCACACAGGAGUUAUUGAGAUUUCCCAAACUCCAUGAUGCCAUAGUGGAGGUGGUCACCUCUCUGCUCAGAAGGAGACUUCCUGUCACAAAUGACAUGGUUCACAACCUGGUUUCCAUCGAGCUGGCCUACAUCAACACCAAACACCCCGACUUUGCUGAUGCCAUUGGCCUCAUGAACAAUAAUAUAGAUUUCUUAACUUUUUUUCAGGAGCAACGACGCAACAGAAUGAAAGACUUGCCCCCCUCCGUUCCCAGAGAUAAGUCCUUUAAAAGCCCAGUGGGGCAACCACUGCCCCCCACCGAGCCUCUUGCAUUGGAGGGCGAGGCCACUAAGGUGUGUCCCUUUCUGCUGCUGCCCGCAUACUCUGCAUCUGGCCCCACGUAAUCCAUUAACUUUGGUUUUGUUUGUUUCCGAACCCAUGCAGCCAUUUCUAAUAUCUAAUGGUUAACUGAGCUGUUGAGAAGUGCUUUAGAUUUUAGGAGCAGCUUUAACAUCUCCGAGCCAAACUGUGCCUUGUGUGUUUCUUUAAAUUUAGUGACUUGCAUACAUAUUCACAUUUCCAGAUGUUUAAUGGAUUAUUUUGAUAGUCCAAAACACAAAGGGUAUAAAUGGUUUACUAAAUGAUUUUCAAAUUAAAAAGGUGAAAAGUGUGACAAGCAUUUCUGUUUAUUCCCUCAGUCCCGUCGACAGUGAAGGCCCCUAAUGAAGUCCAGUGAAACUGCAGAAGCCACUGAAGUAGAAAUCAGGCUUUCCUUGUGUGUAAUUUAAUCUCAGUAUAAACGCAGCAGUUCUCUGAAGACCUCGCAGGGUUUUUAGAGAACGUUGGUGAACCUGCUGUAUCACAAAUACCAGGAGAUAAAACAGGAAUAAAGUUGUGAAGAAGUUUAAUGCAGCAUUAAAAAAAAAAUACCCCAAACUUUGUACAUCUGAUGGAGUUCUGUUGUAACACCGUCUAAAAAAAGAAAAUGGUGACGUGUGAUCAGUAGCAGGAAUGCAAAGAUGCAUGGCGCUGACCCAGAAACAUGUUAGUUAGGAUAGUGACGGCUUCACUGUUGCAUCUUGUCAUUGUUUUCAACCUAUUUCAAAUCUUCAGUCAAAGCGGAUAUCUUUUGCUUGUUUUGCUGCCAGGUGAAACCAUGGGGUGCUGGAGUCUGUUCAUCUAACCUCUCAUCUCCUCACCGCCCUUCUGUAAGCGAUCCUUUCGUUCCUGACAAUCGUUUCCUC
This is a messenger RNA of Fundulus heteroclitus (mummichog), 2738 nucleotides long. RefSeq names its product dynamin 1-like (gene dnm1l). The record is from RefSeq and is a predicted model, not a curated record. Bases 138 to 1898 code for a protein of 586 amino acids. The transcript is spliced from 16 exons. Gene Ontology annotation, biological process: mitochondrial fission; mitochondrial fragmentation involved in apoptotic process. Gene Ontology annotation, molecular function: GTP binding; microtubule binding; GTPase activity. Gene Ontology annotation, cellular component: microtubule; cytoplasm; membrane. Lineage: Eukaryota; Metazoa; Chordata; Actinopteri; Cyprinodontiformes; Fundulidae.